Molecule: messenger RNA, 1205 nt
Organism: Ziziphus jujuba (common jujube)
Lineage: Eukaryota; Viridiplantae; Streptophyta; Magnoliopsida; Rosales; Rhamnaceae
Product: chaperone protein dnaJ 15-like
Exons: 4
Coding region: 335-631 (98 amino acids)
Source: RefSeq, a predicted model, not a curated record
AUGAAUUUUGCCCCCUCAAUUCAUUUCUUUUUUGAUCUACCCCUCCAAUCUUUUAAAAUCCCAAAAUACCCUUAUGUGUUUUUUUUUUAUAUGUUUUUUUCUUUCCUUUCUUCGACUUUUCCCCUCCAUCUCUUUAUUCAUAACCAGAUCUUAGGAGCCCUCUGUUUCCUUUCAUGAAUCGGCCGGAUUGUAAGCGUGGAGACUGCGCGUUUUGAAGGAGAUGGUGAAGAGGCGACUCAGAGAGAAAACUACAGGAUUUUAGAGAGCCCUAGGAGCAGAAGCAGAAGCAACAGGCAUUUCUUGCUGAGAGAUAUGUAUGAUGAUAUGAUGCUGGAUGGAGUACAGCCAACUAGGGAUACAUUCCAUUCUGUCAUCAGUUAGUGGAAAGGUGCUUUCAUGUUUGUUAUCAUGGACUUUCAUUCUUUCUGGAAUUUUCCGUUUGGUUGAUUUUGUUUUGUUGCAGGUGGAUAAGCAAAAUGCUCAUUUCUUUGGUGUUACGAUCAACGAGCAACAAGCCGAGUGUGGUAUUGUAGAAAGAGUUACUUCAAAUGCACAAGGCAAAUUUAAGUUACUUUAUUUCGAGCAAGAUGUGAAUGGCGGUUAUGGUUUGGCCCUACAGAUGGAUAAUUGAUCCUCCUCUGGAUGUCAAUGUACCAUCAAAACGCACACCAUGGCCUGAUGCCCCUCCUGAACUCCCUACCAAUGAAAAUGUAGUGUUGGGCAUCCAAGAGCAUGCUGUAAAGCAUCCUACAAAGACCCGCACAUCUAGAUCAAAGAGACGAAGCAAGAGAAAGCAUGACACAAGAACGGUGGACACACAGGUUGCUUCAAAGCAUUCUGAACAAAUUUGAAAAUCUUAGCACGAAGACGGCUAGAGAUGCAUGCUGCUGCUGUGUGAAUUUUAGGCAUCAUUCUUCAGCAUCAUAAAAAAAUUUGAAUUGCAAAGGCUUAUUAGCACAGAGGCAGAUGGCCUAACCUGGUAUAUGUGAAAAGAAUCCUUACAGAGAGAAAAUCCCAAAAUUUCAUAAAAGUGUAUCCAAUUUUUCAAAAAAAUUGAUGACUGUUCACCAUCGGUAAUUCCCGGAGAAAUCAUCGGUAAAAUACAAAUACCCUCUGGAAAAAUUACCGACAGUUUCGUCGGUAAUUCCCGAGGGUGUACAAUACGGAAUAUUUUGCCAAUUUUUUCUACCCCACAAGGCCCCUAA